This is a messenger RNA of Dioscorea cayenensis subsp. rotundata (Guinea yam), 848 nucleotides long. Its product is annotated as HVA22-like protein f. The transcript has 5 exons. Lineage: Eukaryota; Viridiplantae; Streptophyta; Magnoliopsida; Dioscoreales; Dioscoreaceae. The coding region runs from base 96 to 566 and encodes 156 amino acids. The record is from RefSeq and is a predicted model, not a curated record.
UACGCCUUCCUCAUCCUUUGGAGCUCCAUCAUUCAUCCCUGCAUUUCCUUGCUCCUCAUAAUUCCUCACAAGAUAUUACAAACUCUUCUUAACAAAUGGGUUUUCUGGGAGCCAUUGCCAGGCAUCUUGAUACAUUGAUUGGCCCUGCAGUGAUGCUGUUGUAUCCUCUAUAUGCAUCAAUGCGUGCAAUUGAAACCCCUUCUCCUCUUGAUGAUCAGCAAUGGUUGACAUAUUGGGUGUUGUAUUCACUCAUCACUCUCUUUGAGCUCUCUUGUUACAAAGUUCUUGCAUGGUUUCCUCUUUGGCCUUACAUGAAGCUUGUCUUCUGUUUCUGGCUGGUGCUUCCUAUAUUCAAUGGAGCAGCAUACAUAUACGAGAAUUUCGUAAGAAGAUAUGUCAAGGUUGGGAGCUUUGUAAGCUCAAGUUAUCCAGAGGAACAGAGGAGAGUACUGCAAAUGAUGAGUCUGGAUGCUAGAAAAUCGGUUGAGCGAUACAUUGAACGAUACGGCUCUGAAGCUUUCGAUCGAGUCAUCAGAGCUGCUGAAACUGAAGCAAAGAGACAUUGAAGAACAGCAGCAGCUUUCAUGGUAAAGUGGAGCACUGUGACACAAGUUAACAUUAGUUUAUCAUUCAUUUUAAAAAAAUAAAUAAAUAAGAAGGAUGUGAAACAGCCAUGCCUUUGUUUUAAGAGACAGAAAGCAACUGAGGAGAACUUUUCAUAAGACCUGAGAGAUUAUGUGUGUGUUUUUAAUAGCAUAUCAAAGAUAAAGAUGUUUCUGUAUAUAUUGAAGAGUUCAAAUUAAUGACAAAGAUCAAAAGAGAUCAUUCAGCUCAUAAAGGCAAUAGCA